Messenger RNA from Pseudogymnoascus verrucosus, 1610 nucleotides. RefSeq names its product 3'-5'-exoribonuclease (gene MTR3). The transcript has 2 exons. Lineage: Eukaryota; Fungi; Ascomycota; Leotiomycetes; Thelebolales; Thelebolaceae. Bases 35 to 991 code for a protein of 318 amino acids. Gene Ontology annotation, cellular component: cytoplasmic exosome (RNase complex); nucleolus; nuclear exosome (RNase complex). The record is from RefSeq and is a predicted model, not a curated record. Gene Ontology annotation, biological process: poly(A)-dependent snoRNA 3'-end processing; nuclear mRNA surveillance; U4 snRNA 3'-end processing.
CGCAUUUCUACGACACCAGCUCUCUGCCCAAGAAAUGGCCGACAGACGCCGUAUCAACGGGCCCAGCUGCGGCACGGCACCACCAUUGUUUAUGGGCAGUGGUGUAAGUAGCCCCGAGACGAAGAGCAGGUUGGCUCGAACAAGAGCGCCAAAUGAGAUUCGGAAGAUUUUUCUCAAAACUGGUGUCACUCCGUCUGCUUCAGGCUCCGCAUAUCUCGAGUGCGAAUCACAGCCGAAAUCAUCAACCCCCAAGUUGUCAUCACUAUCAUCGUCUGGGCUUAAAAUAAGCUGUACUGUCCAUGGGCCACGACCACUGCCCCGAUCUGCCCCAUUUUCGCCCCAUGUUGUCCUGGCAGCUCAUGUUAAAUACGCCCCAUUUGCUACCCGGAAGAGGCGUGGGUACCAGCGAGAUGCAGGCGAGCGCGACCUUGCAAUGCACCUCGAAACGGCGUUGAGAGGAGUUAUUAUUGGAGACCGAUGGCCAAAAAGCGGAGUCGACGUUGUUGUCACGAUUUUGGAGGGCGAGGAGGAUCAAUGGUGGGAGGACGACAACCAGGCUGAAUCAGGACCAGCGGGUCAGUGGGGUAUGAUGAAUGUUCUUAGCGGCUGUAUUACAGUUGCUUCUGCUGCUAUUUCCGAUGCGGGAAUUGAUUGCGUGGACAUGGUCUCCGGUGGGGUAGCAGCGGUAGUAAGAGAUCGAGAGUUACAAGUGUCCGCUAAAUCCGGAACUCUUCUACAUCCUACCUUGGUUUUAGAUCCGGUGCCCUCGGAGCACUCAGAGAUACUGGCAGCCUGUGUGGUAGGAUAUUUACCUUCACGAGACGAGAUCACAGAUCUCUGGGCGAAGGGGGAUUUUGACACGGAAUAUUCGGAAGACGGACACUCCUCUUACGAUUCUUUAUCGGAAAAUGCUAUCGAAGCGGCAAAGAGGUCAUACCGAGUACUAGAUGCGGCACUGACAGAGUCCGUAGCUCUGAAGUUGAGAGGUUGACAGGAGGCAUCACGGCAAACCCAACAUACCUGAGCUCUGGGAAAGACGCGGUAGCAAGCUGUGGAAGGCAGCUGCGGUCAGAAGCCAUGUGUCAGAAGGCAUGUCCGACUAUCAGAACCGGAGCGGAAAUAUGCAAUGGCAAGGAGACUAACCGCUUGAUCCUACUAAAUCCUUUGGGAUAGGGUAGAUCUCCCUCACGAAGAACUCGUACCCUAUACACACUACAGUACAAUGAGUGAGAGUUUUUAUCCAAUGACACAAUAAUAAAUCACGUGUCAUAGGGUUGUCGCCAAGGACACAUUGAAAAAUCUGCUUAAUAAGCACAUUAUACUAGCGCCGUAUGUCAACUAUAAGUUUUCAAAAUAUUCUCGUUUCCAAACAUUUAAAAGUGUAAAAGUUCCGCACAAUGGAUCUGAACAUUGUCAGACUCAGCAAUACCAAUGCUUGAUUGUUAUGGUUAGUACAUCCAAUCCUAUUCCGAUCCCAUCUUCGAUAUGAUUCAACAAUCUGUCAAUCCCCUGAGAACCAGAGUCUCUCUGGAUAUGAAGUUCAAAUAUAUGUUUUAAUUAAUGAUUUAUCGUCACUACUUUCCACAUUACUCCAAAAUCACCUUCUUGUC